AUCCAAAACUUAAGGAACUAAUUUGAACAGUUUCUCUAGUUUAUUAUCCUAACUCAAGUCAUACUCCUCUUCUUCACUUCUUUUCCGUUACUUUUACUAGUACUUGAAAAGCAAUUAGCAAAAUGAAAAGAGUGAAACACAACCUAUUUAGCAAUGGAGUAUAAAAUAGAAUAGUUUGAAUUUGAGUAUAUCCUAAACUUAAGGGACUCAUUUGAACAUAAACUCUAGUUAUUAUCCUAACCCCAAUCACACUCCUCUUGUUCAUUUGUUCCGCGCGCGAAGAGCAAUUAGCCAAGCGAUGAGUGUAAUGGGGAUUGGGCCAGCUAACUGGUUAAAGGGAAGUAGCACUCUCUUACUUUCUUGCCGCACCAAUUCAAUUCCUACUGCUAUUUUUUCACGCUCGAAGCUCAAUUAUUUCCCCCCAACAUUUUCAAUCCAACACUCCAAAUUACAAAACAUUACAACCCUUUUCACUAGUGUUAAUGGCCAUAAAAUUGGUCAUUGGUGCAAUCAGAGCACAAAAUCAUACUGUACGGCACCAUCAAAUGUGAGUAUAAAAGAAGAGCAGGAGGCUACUGUAGUUGAGGAGGAUGAGGAGACUAAGGUGAAGAAGAUUAAGGAUGCGGCGAAUAGUUUGGAUAUUAGGGUUGGGCGAAUAGUUAGAGCGUGGAGACAUGAGGAGGCUGAUUCACUUUAUGUUGAAGAGGUUGAUGUUGGUGAGGCUGAACCUAGAAUCAUCUGUAGUGGGCUGGUUAAGUAUGUGCCUCUUGACCAUCUUCAGGAAAGGAGUGUGAUUGUUCUUGCGAAUCUAAAGCCAAGGAAUAUGCGUGGUGUCAAGUCAAAUGGAAUGCUGAUGGCAGCAUCAGAUGCAUCUCAUGAAAACGUGGAACUUCUUGAGCCACCUGAAGGCGCAGUACCCGGGGAAAGGAUAUGGUUUGGUUCUGUUGAUGAAAAGGAUAAUCUACCUGAUGUGGCAACACCCAACCAGAUAGCAAAGAGAAAGAUUUGGGAGCUAGUACAACCACAUCUAAAAACAGAUGACGCAUGUGUUGCUGCACUAGGAACGCAUACAAUGCGAGCUUCAACCGGUGUAGUGGUCAGCCCAUCUCUAAAAGAUGCAGACAUAUCAUAAUUAUAUCCUAAAGUUCAUGUAGCUUUACAUAGCUUCCUGCAUAUAAUUCUAUCUACCAUUCAUUGUUAUAAUUUGCUCUUUAAAGGUUCAUGGCCUUCUUUAUUUACUUAUAAAAAUAUGGAAUUUUUCCUUUGAA
This is a messenger RNA of Capsicum annuum, 1268 nucleotides long. RefSeq names its product aminoacyl tRNA synthase complex-interacting multifunctional protein 1. Gene Ontology annotation, molecular function: tRNA binding. The record is from RefSeq and is a predicted model, not a curated record. The coding region runs from base 299 to 1132 and encodes 277 amino acids. The transcript has 3 exons. Lineage: Eukaryota; Viridiplantae; Streptophyta; Magnoliopsida; Solanales; Solanaceae.